GUCUUCCCUCUUCUGCGCCUGCGCGACCGUGAUUCCUCAGUCUCGUCUCCCUACCCCCCAGACUCGGCCGUGAGGGCCGCGAGCUUCGAAAGGGCGGGAAACGCCGUUGGAGAGGGAGAGGCGAGCGGUUACUCACUCCAUGGCUGCGCAAAGGAGAGGCGGUGGCGGCCUCGGCUGAAGAAAGACGGCAGGAGCGGAGAGCGCAGGCGCGAGCCGCCUUGAAGGCAGAUGUCUGUGUAUGUGACUGUUUCCCUGAGCACUUAGAGGGUUGCAGACACCGGUGGAUUUGCUUUGGGAGCCGGAGUAGCUGCUGCCACCAGAGUCUGGAGCCAUGAGCGGGUUUAAUUUUGGAGGCACUGGGGCCCCCACAGGCGGGUUCACCUUUGGCGCUGCAAAGACAGCAACAACCACGCCUGCUACGGGGUUUUCUUUCUCCACGUCUGGCACCGGCGGGUUUAAUUUUGGGACUCCCUCCCAGCCAGCCGCGAGCACCCCUUCCACCAGCCUGUUCUCACUCACCACCCAGGCUCCGGCGACACAGACCACAGGAUUCAGUUUUGGAACCACAACUCCUACAGCAGGAACAACCGGAUUUUCCUUGGGGAUCAACAGCCCAAAGCUGAACUUGAGCGGCACAGCUGCCACCCCAGCCACGACGCAGCCCAGCGGCUUUGGGCUCGGCGGCAGCACCCUCACCAAUGCCAUCUCGAGCGCCGUCACGUCAGCCCAGGGCACGGCGCCCACCGGCUUUGUGUUUGGCUCUACCACCACGUCUGCUGCUCCGUCCACCACACCUGGGGGCUUCUCGUUCACGGGCGGAGGCACGUCCCAGACCGGGACCUCCGGCUUCAGCAUUGGCUCCAUGGGGAGCUCAGCCCAGCCCACGGCCCUCACCGGGCUGCCUUUCACACCGGCCACACCAGCGGCCACUGGAGCAGGGGCCACACAGCCUGCUGCUUCCGCACCUGCCGCCGCUACCACCAGUGCUGGGCCCUCGCUCUUUGCCUCGCUGGCAACCGCUCCAACCUCGUCUGCUGCCACCGGGCUCUCCCUUUGUGCCCCAGCCACCACGGCGGGGACGCCCGGAGUGGGGACGUUGGGCUUCAGCCUGAAGGCCCCUGGAGCAGCUUCCACCACCUCCACGGCGACGACCACCACCGCCACCACUGCCACCACCGGCUUCUCCUUGAAUAUAAAACCACUGGCUCCAGCUGGGAUCCCCAGCAACACAGCGGCCUCCGGGACCGCCCCAGCCGGCCCCAGUGCAGCCACCGGGGUGUCCGCCAGCCCCGCGAUGACCUACGCCCAGCUGGAGAGUCUGAUCAACAAGUGGAGCCUGGAGCUGGAGGACCAGGAACGGCACUUCUUACAGCAGGCCACGCAGGUCAACGCCUGGGACCGCACGCUGAUCGAGAACGGGGAGAAGAUCACCACCCUCCACCGCGAGGUCGAGAAGGUGAAGCUGGACCAGAAGAGGCUGGACCAGGAGCUCGACUUCAUCCUGUCUCAGCAGAAGGAGCUGGAGGACCUGCUGAGCCCGCUGGAGGAGUCGGUCAAGGAGCAGAGCGGGACGGUGUACCUGCAGCACGCCGACGAGGAGCGGGAGAAGACCUACACGCUGGCCGAGAACAUCGACGCACAGCUGAAGCGCAUGGCCCAGGACCUCAAGGACAUCAUCGAGCAUCUGAACACGUCAGGGGGCCCCGCCGACACCAGCGACCCGCUGCAGCAGAUCUGCAAGAUCCUCAACGCGCACAUGGACUCGCUGCAGUGGAUCGACCAGAACUCGGCCCUGCUGCAGAGGAAGGUGGAGGAGGUGACCAAGGUGUGCGAGGGCCGCCGCAAGGAGCAGGAGCGCAGCUUCCGCAUCACCUUCGACUGAGCCGCUGCUCCAAAGGUGCACAGCGGGGCUGGGGACAUGCAGUUACUGUCCCGUUUGGGGUUGCAAUGAAAUACAUGUUGGUUUGUUUCUUUCAAACAGUCGUGCUGUUGAGAGAACUGUUCUGUGGUUUGACUUUCCACCUUAACGAAUAGAAAGGAUUCUCAGCGCUCCGGCCAGGCAGCAGCCUCGCAGGUGUGGUUUCUGUGUGUACCAUCUGUGUGUCCUAGACUCUCUCCAUCUACUACAACCACCCACCUCCAAGAGCUGGAGAAGCACUGAGCCGCCUGAGAACCACUUGUCUCCCAGCCGGGAUGCCACGCGGCCACUCUGUCCAACACACAGGCAUAGGUGCAGGGAGGGAGAAAAGACUACGGUCGAAGAAUCUCAAUCCUCAAGGAGCCAGCAGCCUGGUAUAAGUGUAACCGGUGUAGAGAAGUGACUUGUGAAUGGAACGGACAGAGGGACAUAGAAUUUCAAAGGAGGAAGGAUAGGUCAGAUGAGGGACUGGAAUGAGGUGUUGAGAAAAGAGGUCUCACCUUGCCUGGCUAACACACCUCCUCGUCCUCAUCUCCUUAUCUCAGGCUUCGCCUCCUCCGGGAAGCCCUCUCAGCCACCCUGAAGCUGGGUCAGGUGGCCGUCCUGCAUCCUGCAGGCCCCACACCACACUGAGCUUGCGAGCUCACAUCUUUGGUUACACUCGUCACACUGUAUUGUGCCGACUGUUUACUUCUCUGCCUUGCCAUUAGGUUGUGAGCCCCUGUGGGCAGGGACAGUUUCUUGUUCCCCUUUUGUCCUUGGCACAAUUCCUGUCACACUUGUCAAACAGGUGAACAGUAGAGAUGAAACCAGCAUAAAACAUUAGUCCACAGAAUGCUUGUUGAAGUGGCCAGGGUGCCAGAGGCGGCCACAGACUUGAUUCUGAACCUCCCAAAGCCAAAGCAAACCUAGUCAGUUGCAGUGAAAUCCACGGUGUCCAGAAGGCAGAAGCCAGCCAGCUGUAUCCCAGGUGUCUUUUGUAUCUGUCUUUACACUCUGCUGCACUCUCUGAAAUACCUACGGCUGUCUGUUGCUUUUCUAAAUAAAAUAAAGUUUAUAG
Molecule: messenger RNA, 2978 nt
Organism: Mesoplodon densirostris (Blainville's beaked whale)
Lineage: Eukaryota; Metazoa; Chordata; Mammalia; Artiodactyla; Ziphiidae
Gene: NUP62
Product: nucleoporin 62
Exons: 3
Coding region: 332-1882 (516 amino acids)
Biological process (GO): protein import into nucleus; RNA export from nucleus
Cellular component (GO): nuclear pore central transport channel; nuclear pore
Molecular function (GO): phospholipid binding; structural constituent of nuclear pore
Source: RefSeq, a predicted model, not a curated record